CUCAGCGACAUCCGAUUAUAUUGCCCCGUCAGCAUCCUGUGACGCGAGCAAUCAUAGUUUACUUUCAUAAACGAAACUUACACGCUGGACCUCGCGCUUUAUUGUCUUCGAUUCGGCUCCAGUACUGGCCCAUUGGCGUCGAAAAACAGUCUCCGUAUUGUUGCCAAAUGCAUAAUCUGUUUUCGUGCCAAGCCACGAUUGGCCGAGCAUAUAAUGGCAGACCUACCAGCUGAUCGUCUUAAUACAUCGUAUCCCUUUAUGGUCACUGGCGUUGAUUACUGUGGACCAUUUUACUACAAGAACGAAGUGCGCAACAGGCCACCAGUGAAAUGCUAUAUCAGUCUGUUCAUAUGCUUCGCUACAAAGGCGGUGCACUUAGAGCUUGUAAAGGACUUGUCCACAACAUCGUUUCUAAACGCCCUAAAACGUUUCAUCCUGACUCGCUCUCGACCUUCAAGGAUCUGGUCUGACAAUGCGACAAACUUCGUAGGUGCCAAGAACGAACUAGCAGAUCUGAACCGCCUGUUCCUGAGAGACGAGCAUGUCAAGGCCGUUAACGAGUUUUGCCUAACCGAAUCAAUUGAAUGGUUGUUCAUCCCUCCUCGCUCUCCGCACUUUGGUGGACUAUGGGAAGCCGCUGUGAAGACUGCUAAGCACCACUUUUAUCGAUCUGUUUGCUCUUCCAUUUUGGAUUUCGAUUCGCUGCAGCAUCCAGGUGAUCUUGACGUCUUGACACCCGCACACUUCCUGGGUACAGCGCCAUCUUCAUCAUACAUUGAGCCCGAUCUAAGGCAGCUUAACUUCAAUCGGCUUAAUCAUUUUCAGCGCGUCACAUAUCUCCAACAAGUAUUCUGGGCCCGUUGGCGCGAAGAGUAUUUGACGCUUCUUCAACAGCGCUCCAAAUGGGCGCACUCCUCAGCCUGGACUCUCCAUUAACGAUGUUGUCCUUGUAAAGGAUGAGAAUCUACCGCCGCUGAAGUGGCCACUCGCCAGAGUGCAAGAGCUGAUCUCUGGAUCUGAUGGGGUAUCCAGAGUUGCUGUGCUUCAAACUGCGACUGGAGUCAUACGUAGAGCUGUACGAAAGCUGUGUUUGCUGCCCAAACAGGAUGAUGUUGAAAGCCCUUGCCUUCCAACGGGGGGAGAAUGUUUGGUCAAGU
Messenger RNA from Drosophila virilis, 1157 nucleotides. RefSeq lists its product as uncharacterized. Lineage: Eukaryota; Metazoa; Arthropoda; Insecta; Diptera; Drosophilidae. Gene Ontology annotation, molecular function: nucleic acid binding. The record is from RefSeq and is a predicted model, not a curated record.